CUCAGUGUUCAUCCUCAAGCUGUGUUUUUAUUCAGUGUUUUAGGAAGAAUUAUUUCUAACAUGAUGUUUUGAUGAUCUGGGACACAGCUCAGGAUUCACAUAAAUCCCAUUUGUGAUCCGUUCCAGUUUUUCCAGCCACCUGAAUCCAACGUAACCCACUAACGCGGUGUGUGUGGAGUGUGUGUGUGUGUAAGAGCAAUCGAGCCUUGUUUACAGCGCCGGAGCUGCGAUAACGGGAGCUCCACUUUACUAUACGCGCUUAUCGGAAAUCAUAACGAUGAUGGAGAUAAUAACAUCUGCGAUAAUCAGACCGCUUUAGUUCUGUCACCUGCCGUGUGUUUGCUCGCUCACUGCUCAUUUCUGCGUGGAAAUAAACACCUAGCUAAUUACUACUAGCCGUGCCGUGCUAACGGAGCUGAGCUCCCAAUUCAAAAUCUCAGACUUGAGCGGACGGAGUGAAAACGCGAGGAAAAGGACGGAGAAGGAGGAAAAACGGCGCUGCGGCGGUUCUUUUUCACGCCUCUUUCGGAUUAUUUAUUAUUAUUUAUUUUUAUUUUGUUUUUUCUCCACCUUCUCAAUCACUCCCAGUCUCACUCCCAAGUUACCAAGUUAGGAAAGUUGCCCCUUCGCAUUCGUCGGAUGAAAAUUAAUCCCCCCGAAUGCAUAUGAGCGACCCUCCGACAUCCAGCGUCUCACCCAGCUAGUUAGCCGUUAGCUCGCCGCGCGCACGGUUUCCCAUUGGACCGGCUACAAGGCGGCUAGCUCGGUUCAGCUAGCCCCGCAAAGAAAUGGAGUCGGAGGAUGCGGGCUUUCAAAUUCAUUCGUCAACGUGUGCGGGAAUUCGGAUAUACAUCGGCUAGCGUCUUUCAGGGAUAAUUGAAAAGCGAGUAUCCGCAGCCUAACCCGAGCUCAGUGACUAAAACCCAUGCUGAAGUCAAAAGGCGAGCUAAACCGGCUAAGCUAACUGGACUCCAAUUGAAAUUCCUAUACGCAUUAGGCUAAACAAGCCAAGCUAGCGAUACUGUGUGUGAGUGUGUGUGAGAGAGAAAGAGAGUAGCUUUUCAGUUAGAAUUUUUUUUUUUUGGACAAUAAAAAUACACCAGAAAUAUACAGAUAACCGAAAGUAAUCUCUUUUUUUUCUUUCAAUUAAAUUUUUUAUUGGAAAAGGCUACAAAUAAUUAUAGUCGGCUGGCUAUAUUUCGGUGUCAUUUUUUUUUCUUUAGUUACUUUUUCCUCAAGUGUUUACAGGAAUGAGGUGUUGGACAGCCAGGACUCAUUUGUCCUCAUGUUGUGCUCUGCUGCUGCUGCUGCUGCUGUCCCUCUCAGUUCACUGCCAGUGGCCCUCAAAUGACGGAAUCUGCAGUCCAGGCAUCGACAUCGGGAAUGACAUCAGCGACUUCAAGAAGCUGGAGAACUGCACGGUGGUCGAGGGCUACCUGAAGAUCCUUCUCAUCGUAAACAAGAUCACCGAUCAGGAGGUCUUCCGCACGCUCAGUUUCCCCAAGCUGACAAUGAUUACAGACUAUCUGCUCCUCUUCCGUGUCCCCGGGCUGGACAGCCUGAGCACGCUCUUCCCGAACCUGUCGGUGAUCCGAGGCCGCAAUCUCUUCUACAACUACGCGCUGGUCAUCUUCGAGAUGAACAACUUGAAAGACAUCGGCCUCUACAGCCUGCGCAACAUCACUCGUGGCGCCAUACGGAUCGAGAAGAACCCGGAGCUCUGUUACUUGGAUUCUGUCGACUGGUCUCUCAUCAUGAACGCAGACUUAAACUUCAUCGCUGGAAACAAGCAGGCAUGUGCAGACGUUUGCCCGGGGCUCGUGGAGGACAGUCCGAAGUGCAUCAAGACCAACUUCAGUGGUGUCUCAAACUACCGCUGCUGGACUUCUGACCACUGCCAGAAAGUGUGCCCGGAGCGAUGUGGGCAGCGGGCAUGUACGUAUUCAGGAGAUUGCUGCCACGCUCAAUGCCUGGGCAGCUGCACAUCGCCAGACAGUGCCACGGCCUGCGCCGCCUGCCAGCACUACUCCCACGAAGGCCGCUGCGUGGAGCGUUGUCCUCCGGGCAUGUACAUAUUCGAGGGCUGGCGCUGCAUCACCUUAGAAAUGUGCUCCGAGAUCCACCUGCCUUACUCGGAGCGCUUCGUCAUCCACGGGGGCGAGUGCAUGAUGGAGUGCCCACCCGGCUUUAAUCGUGAAAACAGUCAGAGUAUGUUCUGCAGUGCUUGUGAUGGCUUGUGCGACAAGGUGUGUGACGGGAAAGACAUCGACUCCGUGGACGCUGCACAGUCCCUAAAGGACUGCACUGUUAUUAACGGCAGCCUGCGCAUCAACAUCCGGCGUGGCAACAACAUCGCGUCUGAGUUGGAGAACUUCCUAGGCCUCAUCAAGACCGUGACGGGAUGUGUGCAGAUUUCUCAUUCCCCCACUCUGAGCUCGCUGUCCUUCCUCAAGAGUUUAAACCACAUUAAUGGGAAGGAGCUCUGCGAUAACAUGUAUGCCUUCUCAGCAUUUGAUAACCAGCACCUCCAGUUUCUGUGGGACUGGUCACAGCACAACCUGACCAUCCAUGCAGGGAAACUCUUUUUCGGCCGGAACCCCCACCUGUGCAUGUCCGAGAUCCGCAAGAUGUGGCUGAAAACGGGCAUCAAGGAGAAGUUUGUGGAGGAGGAUUUCCGCAACAACGGAGGCCGUGUGAACUGUGAACGUAAAAUUCUCAAGUUCAUAAACAAUAGCACUGGGAGUAACACAAUAGCGCUGACAUGGGAACGCUACAAACCGCCGAAUUACAGAGGCCUCAUCAGUUUCGAAGUGUACUACAGAGAAGCGCCUUUUCAGAACAUCUCAGAGUUUGACGAUCAGGACGGUUGUGGGUCCAACAGCUGGAUGAUGGUGGAUGUGGACUCACCGCAGGACCAAAAUAGAAACCCCGAGGUCCUUCUGUCAGGCCUUAAACCCGUGACGCAGUACGCCAUCUUUUUGAAGACUGUAACUUUGGUAGUGGAGGACAUAGACACGCACGUUCUGGGGGCCAAGAGCAAGUUGGUCUAUAUUCUCACUAAGCCUAAAGUACCUACAAUGCCUGUUGAUAUCCGUGCCUACUCCAACUCAUCCACAAGCCUGGUGGUUCAGUGGUCUCCUCCGGUCUCUCCCAACGGGAAUCACAUCUACUAUCUACUUCGUUGGCAACAGCUGGAAGAAGACCGUGAGCUCUACCAGCACAACUACUGCUCUAAAGAGCUGAAGAUUCCCAUCAGAUUCUCCACAGGGCUGGCAGACGUCAUCGGGAACAUGAAGCCUACCAAUUCAGACUCAGCAGGGCAGAACAAAAGCCUUUGCUGCCACUGCCCUAAAUCAGAACUAGAUCUCAAAAAGAACAGGGAAGACAUCAUCUACCGUAAAGCCUUUGAGGACUUCCUCCAUAACAGCAUCUUCCAGCCGAGACCGAGCCUUCGUCACCGCAGGGACAUAUUCGGAGAGGCCAACUCCACCUUCCUACACGCACUGCUCGGUGACAGCGGGAGCCUAGGUGAGGUAAACUCCUCAGCCCCAGAGCCACGUACACGAGAGUUUCAUGAGAGAAAGGUGGAAGAAACGAGCGUCGAAAUUCAAGGCCUAAAGCCAUUCACUGUGUACCGCAUCGACCUGCACGCUUGCAACGAGGAGAUCCAGCAGUGCAGCGCACCUGCCUUCUCCUUCCCCCGCACCGAACCAGCAGACAAAGCUGAUGACAUCCCAGACAAAGUGACGUGGCAUAAUGUGGAUGACUCUGUGAUAAUGAAAUGGCCUGAACCAGCACAACCCAAUGGCCUCAUCCUGCUCUACGAGAUCCAGUUCCAUCUGGGAGGCGAGCUGGAGAAGCACGAGUGUGUGUCCCGUCAACACUAUAAGGAGCAUCACGGUGUUCGGCUCACUAACCUCGGUCCUGGUAACUAUUCGGUCCGCGUGAGGGCCACCUCACUGGCUAGAAAUGGCUCGUGGACGAACCCUGUAGUCUUCUACAUCCCACAGGCUGAACGCUAUGAGAACCUCCUCUACUUAAUGUUCAUCCCCAUUGUGCUGAUCGUGUUCGUUGCAGUGACCAUGUUUGUGCUCAAUAAGAAGAGGAACAGUGACAGGCUAGGAAAUGGAGUCUUAUACGCCUCAGUCAACCCAGAGUACCUCAGUGCGACUGAAGUGUACGUCCCUGAUGAAUGGGAGGUAGCACGGGAAAAGAUCACCAUGAGCAGAGAGUUAGGCCAGGGCUCCUUUGGCAUGGUGUAUGAGGGCAUCGCCAAGGGUGUCGUCAAGGAUGAGCCUGAAACCCGGGUGGCCAUCAAAACAGUUAACGAGUCCGCCAGCAUGCACGAGCGCAUCGAGUUCCUCAACGAAGCCUCUGUCAUGAAGGAGUUCAACUGUCACCAUGUGGUGCGUCUCCUUGGCGUGGUCUCUCAGGGACAGCCCACUCUAGUCAUUAUGGAGCUGAUGACACAGGGCGAUCUGAAGAGUUAUCUACGCACACUACGAGCCAUCAAGAACACAUCGAGCCUGCCUUUGCCCCCGCUGAAGAAAAUGAUUCAGAUGGCAGGAGAGAUUGCAGACGGCAUGGCAUACCUUAAUGCUAACAAGUUUGUCCACCGAGACUUGGCAGCCAGAAAUUGCAUGGUGGCUGAAGACUUCACUGUCAAAAUUGGAGAUUUUGGCAUGACGCGAGACAUUUACGAGACGGAUUACUACAGAAAGGGUGGGAAGGGCUUGCUGCCUGUGCGCUGGAUGUCUCCCGAAUCCCUCAAAGACGGCGUCUUCACCACCAUGUCUGACGUGUGGUCUUUUGGUGUGGUGUUAUGGGAGAUAGCCACCUUGGCAGAGCAGCCCUAUCAGGGUAUGUCCAACGAGCAGGUUCUGCGCUUCGUCAUGGAGGGAGGUCUGCUAGACAAACCUGACAACUGCCCCGAUAUGAUGUUUGAGCUGAUGCGCAUGUGCUGGCAGUACAACCCGAAGAUGCGUCCCACCUUCCUGGAGAUCAUCAGCAGCAUCAAGGAUGAUCUGGAACCCAAUUUCAAGGAAGUGAGCUUCUUCUACAGCGAAGAGAACAAGCCGCCAGACACGGAGGAGCUGGACCUAGAGAACCUGGGCACCAUGGAGAACGUUCCCUUGGAGCCCUGUGCCAAGGCCCCAGUUCCCUCACCCACUCCCUCCUCGCCUUCCUCGGGCACAGACAAACGCUGCUCCAAUGGGCCGGUACUUCUGCUGCGAAGCCCUUUCAAUGAGGCACAGCCUUACGCGCACAUGAACGGGGGCAGGAAGAACGAGCGCACGUUGCCCUUGCCCCAGUCGUCAGCAUGCUGAUGCCAGCCUGCCUACUUUUUAUCCUCUUUUCUUAGGUCACGUUAAGCCUCGCUGGCACUCCGGAGAACUCCCGCUCCACUCUGUCUAAUCACCACGUCCUCUCUGGAACCGAGUGCCACGAAGGAAACCUCGACAGAAAGGCGUCGAGGCGGUCAACCUCUCAUCAUACCUCAGUGACGCAGUUUGUUUUUCUCUUUGUGUUGCGACCUGCGUUGACUGACAGACAGGUGGCAAACUUCACCGCCAUCACUAUAGGAGCACGGCAAACACUGACCGGGAAGAGAAAAAACAAAACCCUGAAACAAUAUGGAACACACACAGUAACUUCCAAGGAGCGCACACUCCCUCCUUUUAUAGUGUUUUUGUUACUUUUAUACAUUUCCAAAUAGGGAAUUUCACAUUUAGGGUCUUGUCUGAAAUCAGUCAUUGUGAGGUGGCAUUAUUGUAAAUCAGAAUUUAACUGCGCAUAUUCUUAAUCUUUAUUCCAACAGAGAGGCACUUUGUGUUUUAGGUGUCCAAAGACAUGAUAGCUCUUUAAAAAAAAAAAAAAAAGGAAGAAAAAAAAAGUGCGUGCCGGAGCGGUUACAGUGCGGCUCGAAGCCGGGUGGGCACCAUUAACAUGGAAUCUCAUCUAACAAACCGUGAGACUCCGCCCACUCUGUGUAUCUACUCAAUAGUAGAGCAGAAAGUUUCAAACCUGCCAUCAUCUUUUUACAAAAAAAAAUAAUAUACUUUUUUUUUUUUCUUUUUCUUUUUUUCUUGCCGUAUUUCUUGCUGCGCUUGAAUGUGCACAAAAGCAAAUAUGACACUCCACAUUUUUUUUUUUACACUGGUGUGUAUAUAUCUUAUCUAUCUCUAAAUAUAUACCUAUUUUUUUCAGCUCUUCUUGUGCUUAAUUGAUUUAUGAUCAAUGCAGAGGUUUUUCACCAGAUUGCCUCCUGUUUAUUUUCUUGACCAGGUUUCUGUCUCAUACAUUCGAUUCUACUGCAAAACUUCCAGCCACGUUCAGAAAGAAACAGGAGGAGGGGCUGUUGGGUCGCAGAAGUGAAAACAUGAUCCUAAAAAGGCCUAACAUGCAAUUAACCACAUAGCAAAAAAAAAAACAACAAAAAAAAGGGUACCUGGAAGAGAUUAAGGCAAGCACAGUGUAAUUGAAGGGAUCUAGAGCGUCGUGAAACCAUCUCAGUCGGUCAAACGUUGGACCACAGAGCAAACACGUCAUUCUUCAUCAUCUGUCACUUUUCUACCUUUUUUACGGUUUAAAUGAACUUCUGUAUGUCUGUACUGAAAGAAGCUGCUAUUUUUUUCUCGUUUUCUUUUGUGGUUGUAAUAUAUAUAUCUAUAUGUAAAACAGAUCCUUCGGGUUAAAUCCUUUAGUGUCCACUACCAUCUUGUACUUUUGCAUAAGAAAUAUAUACUAUUUAUAUUUUCUGCCCCUUUUUCUUUUUCUCCAUCCACAUUACAGAGUGCAUUCGUUUCAGAAUGGGUUUUUUUGUUGUUCUCUUUUGGCAUAGAUUUAAAAAAAAAAAUACAAAAAAAAACAAAACAACAGUACAAAUUCACUUCAUUGUGGAAUUCAUGGUGGCAGACUCUAUUAGCAGUUAAACACUGUGUCUUAUCAAAUCAGAUUCUCAGGUUAAAUCCAAACCAUCAUUUCAAGCACCUUAAACAUGUUAAAGAUAUUUUUUUUUUUGUUUGUUUCCAUCACAAUACAAUCCUGUUACAUACUGCAGGAAUAGGAUUAAAGGAAUCGUUUGGCCAAAAAUUAAAUUUGCCCCUUUUUAAAAAAUAAAAAAAAAAAUUUUUUUUUUUUAAACAAUUAUUUUUUUUAUUAGGGAUGCAUCAAUACCAUUUUUACCUCCAGACCAAGUACGUGUGUUUUUGCUACUCACUGAUACUAAUACUGAAAUGAGUAAAAUACCGAGUAUAAAGCAAUCAGGGGCAUCAUGGAACAUUUUAUUUAGCUUUGUUUAUGUCGCUAGCUGCACUGUGCUCCUGGUAAUGACCUCAUGAGUUGUAUGUUUAAGAUGUCAUGAUGUUUAAACAUGAUCUUUUAGUAAAGAACGCGAGAGCACAAAGAGCAGCGAUCGUUCAAAACGAGUGCCGUCAAUUAUACAAAGAGGAACGCGUACGUUUUUAUAAGUCUCAGUGCUCGCAGAACUGAACUGCUCUUACACACCUUGCACUUGUUUUUAGUGACCAGAUGCUGUUGAUAUUUUUGCAGAGCACAGUUUGCAGCCUGCUUUGCUUUCUUUCGCCAUCAUUGAUUGUCAGACAUGUCUGGAAAGUUGUCAUGUCACUUCAUCUGUUUAUUAACCUGGCAACAUGCACUGAGCUGACGUCGUGUAGUGAUGUAGUCACACGGUUUCAGAUGUUGAUGUCGGAGCUACGAGUAUGAAUAAACGAGCAUGGUAUCAAACCAGUAACUGGUAACUGUAUCGGUUUUGAUGCAUCCCUAAGUUUUUACCUUAACUGCGAAUGACCAGUCGAGACAUGGUGCUCGGUGUCCUGCUUUAUUAACUCUGUGCAGUUUGAGAGAGGUGUAUGAUUUAGCAUGUAGGCUGUAUGAUGGUAAACAGGUCGUUAUAAGCUUCUCUUACUUUAGUCUUUUAGUGCUCCAGUGCAUAAAUAAAUAAAGAAGGUGUUUCUGGCACUAAACGUGCUCCUUGCCAUGUAAGUUUGGUGCUUGUAAGUUGAAUUUUUGGCUGUUAUUUAAUUAGUGACUGACACUGCCGCCAUGCUUAUGGAAACCCAUUGAACUGCCUGCUCGCAUAAACAUCAUCAAAAGAAGCAUUAAAGAGAUGAUUAGGCAAAUCUAUGCAGAAAUUGUGCUCACAUAAUAUAGUGGUCCCUUUCAUCCAUUUCACAAUCAAAAACUUUGACUCGUGCCAGUUUUUUUUUUUCCACCUUUCUUCAGUUUUUCCUCUUCCUCCUCUAUUUGUAUCAUUAUUUAUUUUGAUUUUUUUUUUUUUUUUUUGUGAUGUGUUUAAAAUCACUGUAAAAAUCCCCCUUGUGUUUGAGUUAUUUUUCAAUUUUUUUUUCAUGGCUUUGGGACUUGUUUGUUUCUCCUUCAAGCAUUUAUCUACCUCACCCUUUUUUUUAUAUAUAAAUAUAUGAACCUGUAUAUAAAGAAAAUUCAUCAGAUUUCUUUUCCCCCCAGCCAAAAAAAAAGGACUCUGUAAGUGCUCUGUGUAUGUGAGUAAACCUCAAACACUACCAACCACGGCCUGGCGGCGGAGGCGCGCUGGCGUCGUGGAGGUUCGGACAAACUGGCUGCUUUCUUGCAUCCCUAUACGGUUUCCAAUUUGUUCCUUAUUUAUUUUAGAGAAAAAGGCCUUAUAAGUUAGCUUCAAAUGUGCUGGAACGUUGUUGACAUUUAAUUUAUGCCUCUUUUGUCUUGCUGAGACGGGGGGAAACGGUACUGAGACGUCAGAGUGAAAUGGUCCUUUAUUCAUCAUGAUGGUUUUUUUUGUUUUUGUUUGUUUGCUUUUCCCCCACAAUUGUUCACCAAGUUCUAUGUUUUCUCUCAAGCUUUAUUGUAAUUGUAAGUUCAUUAUUGAGUAUUGUGUUGGAAUUUAAACAUGAAUUGAAAAUUGAUUGCCGAGAACGUUGUCGAGUGUAUGUUGGUGGCUUCUGAGUCAGUAUUGUUUGAAUGGCUUCUGGUGAAUUUAGAUGUUUUGUGCCGGGCGUCGGAAAGCUGAACCACUUUAGAAAUGGGUGAAACUGUAAGAAGAUUGGACCGAGAGUUUAAAGGACAUGACACUAAAUUUGCUCUUGCCUUUAUACAUUAUGCAGCCAACAAUCAGAACCGAUAUGGCUUGGUUAAAAGUGAAACGGGUUGCUGCAGAAAACAGUAGCUAUUAGUCCUCAUCAUUGCCCUCUCUUUACUCAACUGCCUUAAAAUUAGGCAUGUGCUGAUAUUCAGUUUGGAUAUCAUGAGAAGUUCUGACCUUUCAUCGCGGUUAAUGAUGCGGCCACCUGUCUUCAUGCAUCUCUGAGGAAGCACUUGAUAGCCGUCAUCCUCCCCAGCUGGGAGCUGACGUAUGACGGGAGAGCUUGCUGGUGCGUGGGACUUGAUCCAAACUAAAUUGGGGAGAAAAUCAGGGGAAAAUGUUUUUAUUGACUUCCUAAUUUUGCCUCGACUUUCUGCAGAGAUCGUGUUGGGUAAGGAGCCAGUUUAACAAACAUGAUUGUGAAAAGUCAGUGUACCUAACGAUGUGCCAUUACUUUACACAGCAGAGGUCCCGAUUUGAUCAAGUUGUUGGAUAGCUGUGUGCCGUAGUGUAACGCUCAUAAGCUUAAUCAGUUCCAUUUAUGCUAGCUCUUAAAAUGUCCAGGAUGCCCCUGUGCCUUCUCGUUAUCAAACUGGAGAAGGGCCUUUACGUACUCUGGCAAGAAGCAAAGUUUUAAAAUAUUCAAAUGAAGCUAAUAAUCAUACCACCGGAACAAAUCUGACCGAAUGAAUCAGCCGUUAUUUCCGCAGCUAUGUUAGAGUGAACAAAGUGAUCACGCAUCACAUUUCCCAUCGUAAACCUAUAAUUCGUUGAGAUUGGACAUAAUUUGUAUCUCAUUACAUUAAAUACAGAUUAAAUAAAUAAGCAGUAGCUGCUUUCAGUGCAAUUCUUUGAAAUCUUACAAUGCAGUUUUUUCCCUUUUCUCUUUUAAUAUUUAAGAAUGCUAGAGCUUCAGGUUAAGACGUAUACAAAAGCUAAACAUAGUUACAAUCUAUACAGUUUAUAGGAGAGAACGUCAGAAUUUGCGCAUUUGAAGGGAUUUCCCAGGUCACAACAUAUUUAUCCAGCUUUGAAAAAUCAGAUCUUUUCAUUCAGGACCGACGUUAUCUCCUUUAAACCGUCCCUCAGAUGACAUGUAUGGGUACUGAGAAUGUUCUGUUAAAUAUUGUGAUACAUCACAGAUUAUCAGCACAUGCCUACUUCACACAGAAUGGUAAAGCCAUUUAGGACUGAUGCUGCAACUGAAAGCUAGGAUUGAAGGACAGAUGGUACAAAAUUUUGAUGCUGGACAAGCUCUAACAUCGUCCUGAUGAUCCUACUCUUUCAGUAGCUGUCCAUCCUUAAACAUACUGUCCCCUCUGAAAGUACUACUACUGUCCACUACUGUAACUGCAAGGUCAACUCUUGGUUGUUAGUACUUGUCUGGUUGAUAAUACACCAGUGGUUUCAUCCUUUUUCAGGACAAUCCAAAUUGUUGUAUUGGCUAUGCCCAAUGUUUGUGCAAUGCCUCUGAUUGAUCUUCCUUUCUUUUUUCAGCUUCAAAAUGGCUUGCUUUCUCCCAUAGACAGCUCUCUGGUCUUCAUGUUGGUUUGUCCUUUUUAACGACAAAUACAGUCUUCACAGACAAAACCUUGGGCUCAAACCUAGACUAGACAUUCAGAGCUAUUUCUGGGCAACAAGAAACACCUGUCAGUCACGUAUUCCAGUAUUUUUGGGUGGGUUCAAACUAAAGGUGCCAUGUUCUAAGUUGUUUAAUACAUCUAGAUGUAAAUAUGAGGAAAUGAAAGCUGACAUUCUCAUCUGUCGUCUCAUAUUCAUCUUUUCAUCUCAAACGCAAAUUUAUUCAGUGUAUAGGGGGGGAACCCCAAAGUUUUGGCCUUGCCGUUCCAGUACUUUCAGAGCGGACUGUAAAGUCACUUCAAAUUUGUAAUACCAUUCUGGGUCCUGGGUCAGAUUGCCAUUGGGCUCGGUUUCCUCAGGGCUUCUCUGCUCUGCUGCUCAUCACACUGCUGCUCCCCAUCACUCACCUUCUGCAUGACUGAUUCUGGUCCUCACACUGUACUCUACCGGUACAUGCUUUUCACUAAGAGCGGGGCAAUGAUGUGGAUGAGAGAUGAACUCCUAGUUCUCUAAAUAAAGAUUUUAUUCACUUUAUUCCAUAUAGACAUUUUUUUAACCAAUCAACAUUCUGAUAUUUGUACAAAAAAAAUAAAUAAUAAUAAUAACAACAAUAAAGUAUGGGGUUAUUAAAAAAAGAGAGAAAUAUAUAGUUUAAAGAUAUUUAACAAAGGA
Messenger RNA from Ictalurus furcatus (blue catfish), 11353 nucleotides. RefSeq names its product insulin-like growth factor 1b receptor (gene igf1rb). Gene Ontology annotation, cellular component: insulin receptor complex; membrane; axon. The transcript is spliced from 21 exons. Gene Ontology annotation, biological process: positive regulation of phosphatidylinositol 3-kinase/protein kinase B signal transduction; insulin-like growth factor receptor signaling pathway; positive regulation of MAPK cascade. Lineage: Eukaryota; Metazoa; Chordata; Actinopteri; Siluriformes; Ictaluridae. The record is from RefSeq and is a predicted model, not a curated record. Bases 1251 to 5327 code for a protein of 1358 amino acids. Gene Ontology annotation, molecular function: ATP binding; insulin receptor substrate binding; insulin receptor activity.